Molecule: messenger RNA, 1104 nt
Organism: Cheilinus undulatus (humphead wrasse)
Lineage: Eukaryota; Metazoa; Chordata; Actinopteri; Labriformes; Labridae
Gene: capzb
Product: capping actin protein of muscle Z-line subunit beta
Exons: 9
Coding region: 255-1079 (274 amino acids)
Biological process (GO): negative regulation of filopodium assembly; actin cytoskeleton organization; cell morphogenesis
Cellular component (GO): cytoplasm; F-actin capping protein complex
Molecular function (GO): actin filament binding
Source: RefSeq, a predicted model, not a curated record
GACAUGCAACCGGGGCCUGUUUUGUGAGCGCAGCCUCCUUCCUGUAGCCCGGUUGAGGAAGUGAAUUUCGCUGACAGGGCUGGGUUCAGUGAGGGAGAGGCGAACAAAACAUCUUCCUCGGGGGACUACAAAAACAACUAAACAACAAGAAAUAAGAGGAGCCUAUAGUUAAAACACUGUAAAGCUAAGGUGCAAAGUCAUCGGUGAAUCCGUGCUCCCCUGCCCCGCUGAGACCGCCACAGACCGCCGCAGAUAUGAAUGAGCAGCAGCUGGACUGUGCCCUGGACCUGAUGAGGCGUCUGCCUCCUCAGCAGAUCGAGAAGAACCUCAGUGACCUCAUUGACCUGGUACCCAGUCUGUGUGAGGACCUCCUCUCCUCUGUGGACCAGCCCCUGAAAAUUGCCCGGGACAAGGUGGUGGGUAAAGACUAUCUGCUCUGCGAUUACAACAGAGACGGCGACUCCUACAGAUCCCCAUGGAGUAAUAAAUAUGAACCUCCUAUUGAAGACGGUGCCAUGCCUUCAGCCCGCCUGAGGAAACUCGAGGUCGAAGCUAAUAAUGCUUUCGACCAGUACAGAGAUCUGUACUUUGAAGGUGGUGUAUCCUCCGUGUACCUUUGGGACUUGGAUCAUGGCUUUGCUGGAGUUAUUCUCAUCAAGAAGGCUGGGGACGGAUCCAAGAAGAUCAAAGGGUGCUGGGACUCCAUCCAUGUGGUGGAGGUGCAGGAGAAGUCCAGUGGUCGCAGUGCUCACUAUAAACUCACCUCCACUGUCAUGCUGUGGCUCCAGACAACCAAGACUGGCUCUGGCACCAUGAACCUGGGAGGCAGCCUCACAAGACAGAUGGAAAAAGAUGAAACGGUUGGAGAGAACACUCCCCACAUUGCCAACAUCGGCCGCCUUGUCGAAGAUAUGGAGAACAAGAUUCGCUCCACACUGAAUGAAAUCUACUUUGGCAAGACCAAGGACAUUGUCAACGGCCUAAGAUCUAUUGAAUCUUUGCCUGAUAACCAAAAGUACCGGCAGCUCCAGAAGGAGCUGUCGCAGGUGCUCACCCAGCGUCAGAUCUUCAUUGACUAGGGUCAGAGGUACAGCCUGGCAUGAU